AACUAAAGCCUGGAUUCAACUCCUACUUAGGAAUGAUUCAUUGGCUUUCCUGCCCUAACAAGGAAAGGAAACAACAGGCAUGGAGAUGAUAGGGUUUUCCGAGAAUCAGGCUGACAGCACUUGGAAAGGGGUGCUUGGAAAACCUGUAAAUUCAUCUUAUCCUUCUUCUUCAAAGACUACAAUCAGUGAGUCAACAGCAGAUUUCUACCAACAUGAAAAUCAGACGGGGAUUUUUGAAAGUAGCAGUGAGAAGUAUGUGAUACUGGGUUCUGAUUCUACUUCUUGGCAAGAUCAAAACAUGUUGCCUCUAGAUGAUUUUUCUUUGAGGUGUGUGCUUCCAUGUCAAGGAAAUGAAAGGCCAAGUCAAGGGCUUUCUCUUUCUCUUUCUUCAACCAAUCCCAACAGUAUUGGGUUGCAGUCUUUUGAACUGAGACAGAAUAAUCAGAACAAUAUUAUUCCACAUGGGUUGUUGGGAAAAGGUGGAAAUCAUCAAGGCCAAUUUCAUCUGAUGAGGAAUUCAAGGUACUUGCGUCCUGCUCGGGAGGUUCUGAAUGAGUUUUGCAGUCUUGGAACUUAUAAGCAGAUGAUGGAUGCGGUACCAAAGCAAAAGCACAAGAACAAACAGUGGCAUGAUGAGCAUGGAAGCAGUCCUUCAAGAAACCAAUCACUUCACUUACUUGAUUUCAUUGAAUUACAGAAAAGAAAAACAAAGCUGCUCUCAAUGCUAGAAGAGGUGGACAGAAGAUACAGGCAUUACCGUGAUCAAAUGAAGGCAGUGGUAUCUCCCUUUGAGGCAGUUGCCGGAGCCGGAGCAGCCUCGGUAUACUCAGCCCUAGCUUGCAAAGCUAUGUCAAGGCAUUUCAGAUGCUUAAAGGAUGGAAUUGUGAGUCAGAUUCAGGCUACUAAGAAGGCCAUGGGGGAGAGAGACCCAGUUGUACCGAGUAUUACAAAGGGAGAAACCCCAAGGCUGAGAAUUCUGGACCAGGCCUUGAGACAACAAAGAGCAUUUCAACAGAUGAGCAUCAUGGAGAGUCAUCCAUGGCGACCACAAAGAGGGUUGCCCGAAAGAUCUGUCUCGGUUCUCCGAGCUUGGUUGUUCGAGCAUUUUCUUCAUCCGUACCCAAGUGAUGUUGAUAAACACAUCUUAGCUCGCCAAACAGGUCUCUCAAGAGGCCAGGUAUCCAAUUGGUUCAUUAAUGCAAGGGUGAGGUUAUGGAAGCCAAUGGUGGAAGAAAUGUACUUGGAAGAGAUUAAGGAACAAGAAAACAACAUGGCCUCCUCCGAUGGACUUACUGACGGUAAUGUCGACAGACAGAACCCUCUACCGGAACAGAAACCGACUGCCGACCAGCUAGGCCGAGUCGCUGAGUCCGAAUGUCUGUCUUCCAUCGUUUCAAACCCCGACAAAACUGACCCUAAAGCCACCAAAACCCUUCAAAACCACCACAUGCAUCCACAACAAGCGUUUGGGGUAUAUGGUGCAGCUGCUGCUGCUAUGGAAUUAGACUUCUCUUCCUACAACCACCAUACCGUCAGUGGGGUGUCUUUCUCGGGAGAGAAUAAUGCUAACCACAAUAUCAACGGUGGAUCAGGCGUGUCGCUGACGUUAGGGUUACAGCACCACGACGGAGGUGGGGUCAGCCUGGCGUUGUCACCGGCAUCACAAAACUCUUUCUUUUACACCAGAGAUCACAUUGAAGAUUGUCAACCGGCGCAGUACUCACUGUUAGACGGAGAUGGGCAGCACUUACCCUACCGGAACUUGAUGGGGGCGCAUCUCCUUCACGAUUUGGCCGGAUGAUUGAUGCAAUGGGUUCCUAUAAAAUAGAAUAAUGGAGAUGGAAGAUAAGUAGUAUAGUUAUAGAGAUGCAUAAAAACUCUAUACUUAAAAUAAUACAUAAAUUUACACUUGGGGUUAGGCAUACCGUACGUGGAGCUAAUUAGUUAAAUGGAGGAAGGUAGUACGUAGUUUAGUUUAUUUUACUUUUAUUUUUGAAGUCAGGGGAACAUGUUCAUUUGGAAUUGAACUCUUGUUAAAUGAUUCGAGGCUUCUACAGAUUUUUUUUUUAUAU
This is a messenger RNA of Rubroshorea leprosula, 2072 nucleotides long. NCBI's taxonomy places the organism in Eukaryota, Viridiplantae, Streptophyta, Magnoliopsida, Malvales, Dipterocarpaceae. The record is from the annotation of a GenBank genome assembly.